This is a messenger RNA of Tripterygium wilfordii, 1771 nucleotides long. RefSeq names its product serine/arginine-rich splicing factor SR34A-like. The coding region runs from base 594 to 1301 and encodes 235 amino acids. NCBI's taxonomy places the organism in Eukaryota, Viridiplantae, Streptophyta, Magnoliopsida, Celastrales, Celastraceae. The record is from RefSeq and is a predicted model, not a curated record. Gene Ontology annotation, cellular component: nucleus; cytoplasm; ribonucleoprotein complex. The transcript is spliced from 13 exons. Gene Ontology annotation, molecular function: mRNA binding.
CAAUACAAUUAUGUAUUGAAUGGGAAGAUUCGAUGGAAUUGACUCAACUAAUUACAGCCAAUAAUUUGAAUCGAGUUAGAGCCGCUCGUCAGGUCCCCAACUCCCAGUCUCCCCUCCUGUCUUCCAAACAGGUCCCUGCCCUAGUCUCGUAAUCAUUAUCAGAUCAUCGGAGAGUCGACGAACACCGCACUCCGGGAGGAAGCGCGUAUAUUUGCUAUUGGCAAUCUCUGGUCCUCAGAGUUUGAUGAAAGGCGCUUGGACAGGUAGGAGCUUUUGGAAACAUAGGGGGUGUAGAAAUGGAGAGGAACAAAUCGGUUUGGAUUUGGGUGUUAUUUGUAAUUGAAGUUUAUGGUCACUUUUCAGAAAUUCAUUACCUCUGCAAAUAUCAGGAGGAUAGAGAGUUCAUAUUUUUAAAUCAAUUUGGUAUAGCACUUGAGCAUCUUGGAGAUGAAGCCUGUGGAGCAUCCGUUUGAGGACUACUCUUGGUUUACUCCAUAGGAUUGGUUAUUCUUUUAUAGCCUUCAUGUGUUGAUGACAUUGGACAAUUAAGUUUCAACAAAGGGAAAGUGAAUUUCGAAGUAUUGGAGAAUGAAAUGGCUGGUCGUUCAUCUCGAAUGAUAUAUGUUGGUAACUUGCCACUGGAUAUCAAAGAGUGGGAAAUUGAAGAUCUCUUCUACAAGUAUGGCCGGAUUUUGGAUAUUGAGUUGAGGCUUCCGCCUCGAUCACCUGGCUAUUGUUUUAUAGAGUUUGAGGAUCCUUUGGAUGCGGAAGAUGCAAUCAGGGGUCGAGAUGGCUAUGACUUUGAUGGAUGUCGUAUUAGGGUUGAGCUUGCCCAUGGUGGUAGGGGAAAAUCAUCAUUGUCACGCCAGGGUGGGGGUGGUGGUGGACGAUUUGGUGCUUCACAUCGUUCUGAAUUUAGAGUUGUUGUGCGUGGGCUGCCUCCUUCUGCUUCCUGGCAAGAUUUAAAGGAUCACAUGCGCAAGGCGGGUGAUGUGUGUUUUGCUGAAGUUUCCCGUGAUGGUGAUGGAGCAACUGGAAUUGUUGAUUACACCAACUAUGAUGACAUGAAGUAUGCUAUUCGGAAACUAGAUGACACUGAAUUUCGGAAUCCUUUUACAAGGGCUUAUAUUCGGGUGAAGCGUUAUGAAGGCAGUCCGCAUGGGGGUCAUAGUAGGAGUCGCAGUAGAAGUCAUAGCAGGAGUCCAAGAAGGAAGCGGAGCAAAUCCGUGGAACGGGGUUUAUCCAAAUCUAGUCUUAAAUCUAGAUCUGCAUCAAGAUCUAGGUCAUUAUCGCCUGCCUGAGCAUCCAGGUUUACUGAGGCAAUGUUUAGCAUCUCACCUUCAUAUUCUUAGCUAAAUUCUCAACAUCUGUAGAAGAUUUUCUUAGAAGCAGUGGACUUCACUCGGGUAAAAUGCUGUUGAGCAGACCCAAUUGAAACUUGAAGCUACUAUGUUUUCGACACUGAUAAAAUCGAUGGCACUUGAGAGCAUUGUUUGUUAUUAUGUUCUUAAUCUCAUUUCGGUGAGCCGUAGACUAUCAUUUUGGUGAAGUUGCCGUCGAGUACAUGCUUGCUUAUAUGAAACUUUCUUCUCGUUGUAAUCUAUGGUCAUAUAGGUUCAGCCAUUGUAGUUGUUCGGAAUCCACAAACCAUUUCGACUGGCAGUCAGAAUUUCUUCCGAGUAUGUCCUUGAAUUCAUUUGAGACGUGAGCAAAACUCAGAUUGGAGAAGAUAAUGGUCAAUGGGUUCCCUUAUUGGAACCAUGUUGGUAAA